Perca flavescens (yellow perch) is the source of this 3218-nucleotide messenger RNA. Its product is annotated as AT-rich interactive domain-containing protein 3A. The transcript has 9 exons. NCBI's taxonomy places the organism in Eukaryota, Metazoa, Chordata, Actinopteri, Perciformes, Percidae. The record is from RefSeq and is a predicted model, not a curated record. Gene Ontology annotation, molecular function: DNA binding. Gene Ontology annotation, biological process: regulation of transcription by RNA polymerase II. Gene Ontology annotation, cellular component: nucleus. The coding region runs from base 268 to 2001 and encodes 577 amino acids.
UUCAUGCGAGUUGGGGGUGUAGGCCACUCAGUCAAAGACAAUCAAAUAUGUUUGAGUUUCCAUGCGCCCUCAGUGACCAGGGAUGUAAAGCGCAGAGCAGUUACCCCUCCUCCUCCAGCUCCGAUCACUCCGGCCUCCACACUUCACGGGCUUUUAAAUCACAUUUAAUGAGAAUAAUCUUUUUUCUGUUUAAAAAGAAACUGGUCAUGCAAUGCGAUUUACUUCUGCCGGAGAGAAAAAGGAAAAACUAGAUAAGAUCUGUUGGCGAUGAUGGAUUACUCAAAGGCGCAAAUGUCAAGCUUAUCUGAGGAGGGCGGAUCAGCUGGGUGUCCACCGUCUGGUAAUGCUGGGGUGAAGCUGGAGGCAGUGAUGGAACAUCUGCAGAGACAACAAGAGGCCAAACUGGAGAUGAAUCUGCAAGAGAAACAUCUUUUUCACGCACAGCUCCUGUUUGCUCAACACGCUGCUGCAGCGAGAUCCUCUGGCUCCAGAUUAGACGCUGCAUUAUUUGGCAAAGCAGAUGGACAGACUUAUCAAGCAGCUCAACAAGCUUUGAACAGCCAUAUCAGCAGAAUAGAUCCAAAUGAGGAAGAUGAGGACACGGAUGAGGAGGAACAGGAAAUGGUGGAGCCUGAAGAGAAUGAUGAGGUGGAGGAAGACGACAAUGAUGGUGAGGAGGGGGACGACGGGCCUCAUCAACAGGCGAAGCCUCGACUCCAGCAGGUUGCAGGCUUUCCCUUCGCUCCUUAUUCCACACCUCGAUCGUCUGCUGCGAAGACAAUGUCCAAAUCUCCACUUCUGGCAAUAAAACAGGAGCAGGAGGAGAAGGAGCUGCUGUCUCCUGCAGGCCAACACGCCUUCACAUCACCCAAUGGCUUCGCUGACUGGGGCUACGACGAGCCAUUUAAACAAAGAGGAAGUGCCAUCUGGGCUGAGGAGAAUGAAGGAGGAAAAGUAAAAGGAGAACCAUCCAGGGACUUUGCCAAGCUUUAUGAACUGGAUAAUGACCCACAGCGGAAGGAGUUUCUUGAUCAACUCUUUGUCUUUAUGCAGACACGAGGAACUCCUGUAAACCGCAUCCCCAUCAUGGCGAAGCAGGUGCUGGACCUGUACAGGCUUUAUAAGCUUGUGACAGAGAAGGGAGGCCUGGUGGAGGUUAUUAACAAGAAGAUCUGGAGGGAGAUCACCAAAGGUCUCAACCUCCCCACAUCCAUCACCAGCGCAGCCUUCACCCUCCGCACCCAGUAUAUGAAGUACCUGUACCCGUUUGAGUGUGAGAAGAAGGGCCUGAGUUCUCCAGGGGAGCUGCAGGCUGCCAUCGAUAGUAAUCGCAGAGAAGGUCGACGUCCCAGUUACACCAACAGCCUGUACCGCUACUCUCCCUCCCCGAGCUCCGCUCCACACAUGCUCCACUCUUCACCCACCAUGCGAACCACCCCUACUGGACACAACAGCCUGAAUACAUCAGCUAGCCCAAAUCUAAAGAGAAACGCAGAUGAGAUGUCAACCCCUGUAAUACCCAGCCGGCUGCCCAUGGCUCUGGCCCUGGGGCAGCAACAGCAACAACAGCUGGCACAAGCUGCCACACUGGAGCAUUUCAGAGAGCGGCUGGAACGAGGAGCUGGGGCAGCUUCAGCUGGCGCUCCAGAGAAGAAAAUGCUGCAGAUUGCAGAGGAGCAGCAACGCCUCAUGCAGCAGGCCCUCCAACAAAACCUCCUGGCCUUUGCGUCUCACUUCAACCCCAUGAACCUCAAACUUAACAAUGGACAUGAGAGCAAACAGGAUUUGUCUCUGAGUAUCUCCACUAAUGGAGCAGCCAGUAUCAGUGUAUCUGUGGAGGUCAAUGGCACUGUUUACUCAGGAAUGCUGUUUGCCCAGAAGUCAACUGCACCUGUGGCGUCACAGGUCGUAACUCCGGCAGGAACAAAUGGUUUCAGUGCCAUGUCCUCCUCACACAGUCCCUCCUCUUCAUCUUCCACCUCCUCAAAGGGACCAAAUUAAGCCUCACUGGUCUUUUAAAUCUGUCUUCAGCAAAAUAAUAAUACAAAAAGCAUACUUUUGUCAAGCAAUAACUGUGUGAACUCUAACUAUACUGCUGUCUACUAGUACAUCUCUAGUUGUACUUGUUGACCUCCUUUUUGCAGUGCAGUCUUUUGUGAAAGUCAGCUGUAAUGCAUGAGGAAAGCACUGUUUUUCCAAUAUUUUGACAGUUUAAUGUACUUUAAAUGAGUUUUGUCAAAGGGCAUUUAUGUUUAACCUCAAAGGCUUUCAAACUGACCAUAAUAUAGAUUAAGAUCACACGUUGUGCCUGUUAGAAGCUUUUUUUUAAUGUUGUGGCAUCCAUCUCUAAGGCUUUACAAGGUUUGUUCAGAAGUGUCUUUAGAGCCUCUUUAGGUGUCAACUGCAUUUAUAGCUAAUUAUCAAACCGUUCUGUAGCUGCCUUUUUCCCGUAACAGUGUGGUUACAGCUAAGUGCAGCUAAUGAAGACCAAAAAGCCUUAGCUCAAUGACAUAGCCCCUGUCUAUAUCUAUUUUGCUGAAGCCAUUUUGUAUCCCCCUUAGUAAACAUUUGGUGUAACCCGAGUGAUGGCUCAUAGUUUAUUCAUUUUCAUAGCAGCUUUCGGGGAUUAUGUACAUUAUGUUUCUUAAAGAAUUAGAGAAUUAGUUUUUUGCAAGUUGGUUGAUUUUUUUUUUUUUUUUGUUUCAUUUAACUUUUUUUUUAAUUUAAUCAUUUGGCUCAGCCUCGAUUACAGAACAUUUAUUUCAUAUCCGUGUGAAUCAAAUGCAAAACAUUAGAAACAAGGUUUUGCUGGAAAUUAUAUGUAGGAUUCAACAUUUACCUCAAUUAACUUCCCAUGUUGGUAAGUUUCUCUGGAAUUUGUUCUGGACUCAGGAAUGUCCUCUGGACUCAUUAUUGUUAUAUUGUAUCUCAUAAUAUAUUGCUGUGUUGUAUUUGCAUAAACACAGAGAAUGUAUCACUAAUGACCUCAAGCUUUUGACAAGUGAACACUGAAACAGUGCUACCUCACUCUUCUAGAGAAAUAUGCAAUACUUUAUAUAGGGGGUGUUGAUUUAGCCAUCUGCUGAAAUAUAUUGUAUGUGGACAAUCAAGUAGAUCUAUCAAUCAUGCAAACAAAUGUCACUGUGAUCUCUGUUUUGGUCUUUAACGUAUUUCUUGGACAUGUGACCAUGAGGAAUAAAACAAUCUUGUGUGCUCUG